This is a messenger RNA of Saccoglossus kowalevskii, 1595 nucleotides long. Its product is annotated as small ribosomal subunit protein mS37-like. Lineage: Eukaryota; Metazoa; Hemichordata; Enteropneusta; Harrimaniidae. Gene Ontology annotation, molecular function: RNA binding. Gene Ontology annotation, cellular component: mitochondrial ribosome; nucleoplasm; mitochondrion. The record is from RefSeq and is a predicted model, not a curated record. Gene Ontology annotation, biological process: mitochondrial translation.
GUCACAACGCUUUAUGUCUGGUUUACGGCAGAAAUUGGCGCACGUUACUGGACAUUUAGAGAAUUGUCCCGAGCAUGUCGAAUCCUAGACAGUUGCUAUGGAAGGCCAGAAUGGCUAUUCCAGCCAAUCGAUACAAACGUGGUCCCGUGGCAGUGACUAAGAAACCGAUUUUGGAUGAUCGUGUCUCGAGCAAAAAAAGCGAAACCGGCUCUGCACCCUGUAUAGAAGAAAUGUCUGUGUUAAUGACUUGCUGGAAGAAGUUUGAUUACAUUGACUCGGACUGUAUGGAAGAAAUAACUGCAUUUCAAAAAUGUACCGCCCAAGCACAGCAAAACCGAAAAGCUAUGAUGGAAGCGAUGAAGAAAGGGGAAUCUAAAUCUAGUAAACUUACAUCAAAACAAAUAAAUAGAUUAUUGAGCCGUUACCCACAACCGAAAGUCAUAACAGAGUCAAUAGAAUGAAUUCCUGGUAUCUGAAAUGAAUGUACUGUCCUCUGGUGGUGAUAUAGAGAAAGACAUGAUGCUGUAUUUUAAUGGUGCCUCAAGUUUAGAUGAAUUUUCUUGAAACUGUUUGAUAUUGUUGUUUUGCAAUGAACAUGUUUUAGUACCCCUCCCCCUAUGUUUUUCAACUGUUUUUGUAAAUGGCUCUGAGGUGGGCGCUGUGAGAAUUGUAAAGUUAUCGAAAUAACAUCUUUGUUAUGAAUUGUAGUAAAAUUUAAUUUAAAAUUUAAUGCAGUGUACUAUCUGAGUGUAUAAGUGCUGUAUUGCAGUCAUCUAAGGUAACAUUCACCAUCAGGUUUAGGCAUUUGCAUUUUCUAUGCUCAGAUACUGCAUAUGCUGCGUACAACACACUGUACAGUGCACAUGACACACUGCGUAUGACACACUGACGAAUGUAUAGUUUCAGGUUUAUAUUAAGCACUAUCAUUUUGAAGGGCAUAUCAAAUUUGUUAUACAUAAUCCAUUUAUUUAUUGGCAGAAGACACUAAAUCAGAUUAAAAUGUUGACGUAGUUGGUGAAAAUAUGUUACAAAUGUCACUAUAAUGAGGACUGCUGCUAAAACAUUUUUUAAUUUUAUUGAACUCACAAUUCAUGAAAAUUUGUCACUUGUGAAAUCAGUUACCAUGGUUACCUGUAGAAAGAAAGAAAGAAAGAAAAGACCAUGCUUAGGCCAAAACAAAAUAGAUUUUGCUUUCAUCAUCGCACACAUCAGACCGAAACCUCUCACAUUUUGAUUUUGCAUACUAGUAAAGUGUACCACUGCAGAAUGGAGAAAUGUCCGUUUUCUGUUUAGAGAAUCUGUUGUGGAUUCAAAUCAACAUUCAAUGCAUGCACUUGAAAGCAUAAUUUGAUAAAUGUUAAACUUUUGACAUAAAUCUUUUUAUUCUAGUAUUAAAUAAACUUACUACCGGUACAAUUUUUUGUCCCGGAAGACAAUGAAACAAAAUCUUUUUUUUUUAUUGUCUUACCUGUAUGAAGCAAAGAAAGACAAACAAAAGAAAGUUUUGUAUUAAAUACAACCACAUUUUUUAUUAUAUCUUUAUGCUAAUGUGUUGAAAUUUCACAUGAGAAAAAUAAAAUCUACAAACAAAAAUA